Molecule: messenger RNA, 4024 nt
Organism: Pocillopora meandrina
Lineage: Eukaryota; Metazoa; Cnidaria; Anthozoa; Scleractinia; Pocilloporidae
Source: the annotation of a GenBank genome assembly
AUUUUCAUUUUCACGGUAAACAGCGGUUAACAUGGAUGAACAGAACGAAUUAGAGCGAAGUAUUUCAGACGCAAUUGAUGAUGAACCACAUCAGAACGCGAGGACAGAAUGUCGCAAACGUGUCUUUCUUUUUAAUUGCGACAGUACAUACAGUUUAGACUCGGUGGAGAAAUUGCUUCUUAACAUGAAAGGCGAUAUCAGACAAGAACUCAGCUUCGACAUCGUCAAGACAAGUUUUCGCCUUUCUGAAAUGUCGCAUGUGGCUGAAAAGGCCAUUCCUAAACUACAAAUGGAUGUUGCCUUUUUUGUGGUUCAUGCGAAUGAAUCUCGUCUUUCCAUAAACGAGGAAAAUGCUGGAAUCGGUUAUGCGAAGCUCUAUAAAGCCUUACUCCAAGCCACUGGUAAAUCAAUGACGUAUUCUUUUAUUUUUUUCAAACAAUAGUUCUAUUUUGCCAGUAGUGAUUGAAAAAAUACGUAAUGAUUUUACAGUCCGAGCCAGAAAUGUUUGAGGAAGACAUGAUAUCAUUUACUGGUGACAGAUGCACGAUGAGAUUUCUCUUAGAAGCAGUUUUAAUUUGUAAACAAAAGACGGCCAUUCCAUUUCUAUUUUAACCUACGUUGGAGUCGGUGGCGUGACUUAAGCGAUUGACUCUCAAAAGCUUUUGUUUGUGCAGUCAGCGAAUGAUUAAUCGUUCUUUUUUCCUUUAACCAGGCGGAAAGGUUAUAGUUGUUAUUGGCGGAGACGAUCACUACAAGAAUCAAGAUGAAGAAGAAUCAUCUCUGAUAUCGCGUUGGGCCAAGAGAAAAGUUUCCUCACAGUUUACAGAUGAGUUUCUUGACGGAAGGAAAAGCUUCAUCUUUUCGUGGAACAAAACUUACCGAAAGAUUCACGAGGAAGCGCUAUUGCAUUAUUUUGACUCGAGUAAGAGAGGACAGAAGUUUGAAAGGAAGCCAAAUGAUCAGCCAAGAGUGCCUGAGGAAACUCUUCACAAGACACCCGUGACUGUGAAGCCGGUAGCGAAAGAGCACGAGCAAUUUACGGAUGAUCCACAUGCAAGGGAUAUAGCACGCAGUUCAUCGGAGAAAGAAGUAAACAAACAAUCGUCUGUGUCGGAGAUGAGGUGUUAUGACAAAGAAGAUAAAUUGAAAGAAGAAAGAAAGAGUGGACAGAAGUUUGAUUGGAAGCCAAAUGAUCGGCCAGGAGUGCCCCAGGAAACUCUCCACAAGACACCCGUGACUGAGGAGCCAGGAGCGAAAGAGCAUGUGCAAUUUACAGAUCAUCCACAUGCAAUGGACAUUACGCACAGUUCAGCGGAGAAAGAAGUAAACAAACAAACGUCUGUGUCGGAGGCGGGGUAUUAUGACAAAGGAGAUAAAUUAAAAGAAGAAAGAAAGAAGGGCACAGAGAGUGAAGAUCUUGAAGAUAACGGGAAUGGACUCUCGGAAGGCUGUAUCAGAAAAAUCGCUUCGAGGAAGGCAACAGAAACAAAAGAUGUGUCGACUUCUCAUUCACAAGUUACAGGCACAAUGAACAGCGAUGGCUUUGUCGUAAAUAAGGAUCACCUUACUGGUGAGGAAUGAAGUUACUAUAUGAGAAUAUUGAUGUGUUCAAUUUUGCUUUUUUGAUGGGUUGGUUUUAUUUUGAGUUGACACAAGUUUUUUUGUAUUUUUAUGAAUACGUCGAUGAAAUCUCCGUCACAUGAAGUUAGAUUUUUCUAGAACCAUUGAUUUUCCAGUAAGUAUCUAUCUUAUGGAUGCUUCAAUUUAGUUCGAUUAAGAGAGGUGAUUUUGUCGAUUUUUUUUCAUUUGAUGUUAUUAACUAGGAAAUAUAGAAGACAAUAUUCUUCCAUUAUUAUGCGUUAGGGGUCUAGUCUGUGUGAAUUGUUUUUCAGAUUUAUUGAAGUCCUCACAUAUUCAAGGUAGUGUGAAUUAUAUACACAAUAUCUUCGUUUUCUAAGAGUAUUAACUUGGGCCGACGUAAGUUUCGGUUUUUGAAUGCUGUCUGAAAUAAUGUACUUCAUAUCUCAGAGAGAUUUAAGUCCUUCAGUACGUUUACAUUUGUUAUUUAAUGUUCUCUACCUCAUGAAAACCAAUUUUCUUCUCGCCUAACGGAUAUAUUAAAUAUUUCAGAGUCGGAGGCGGGAUAUUAUGACAAAGGAGAUAAAUUAAAAGAAGAAAGAAAGAAGGGCACAGAGAGUAAAGAUCUUGAAGAUAACGGGAAUGGACUCUCGGAAGACUGUACCAGAAAAAUCGCUUCGAGGAAGGCAACGGAAACAAAAGAUGUGUUGACUUGUCAUUUACGCGAUAUUGGCACAAUAAACAGCAAUGGAUAUGUUGUGGUAAAUAAAGAUGACCUUGCUGGUGAGGAAUGAAGUAACUAUUUGAGAGUAUCGAUGUGCUUAAUUUUACCUUAAGCUAUUGAUAGAUUUGUUUUUAUUUUGAGUUGACACAAGUUUUUCUUUAUUUUAAUGAAUACUUCAAUGAAAUCUCCGUCACAUGUAGUUAGAUUUUUCGAGAAUUAUCGAUUUUCAAAUAAGUCUUUAUCCUAUGGAUAUUUCAGUUUAGUUAUAUUAAGAGAGAUGAUUUUGACGAUUUUAUUUUCAUAUGAUUUCAUUGGCUGGGAAAUAUAGAGGACAAUAUUUGUUCCAUUGUAACACUUUAGGGGUCUAGCUCGUGUGAAAUGUUGUUCCUCGUCCAGAGGGUGGAUUGAGGUCCUUACAUAUUUAAGAUACUGUGAAUGUUAUACACAGCAUCUUCCUUUUCUGAGAGUAUUAACCUAGGCCGACGCAAGUUUCGGUUUUUGAAUGCUAUCUGAAAUAAUGUACUUCCAAUCUCAAAGAGAUUCUAGUUUCUCAGUUCGUCUACAUUUGUUAUUAAAUGUUCUCUACCUCAUGAAAACCAAUUUUCUUGUCACAUGUUUAGUGAACACAACACGUGUAAGCGAUAUUUUAAACUUUUCAGGGAUUUCCGAGGAAGAGCAAAUGAACGGCAGAACAAAACAUGGGACGCUGAUGAUGAAAUCUUUAGUGCGAAAUGGCUGCCUCUCCUAUAGAGACGAUGAGAUGGUAGUGAACCCGCAAUGGAUACCACCGGGUGGAUUUAUACCACAUAUAACUGAGCAGCUACAACAUAUGGCAGAAGCUGAAGUGAUAAUCUACCGUAUGGAGGAGACAGGCGCUUUGAUCGUUUUUACAAGAGAGGUUUCCAACUUGUCGGUCGUUUAUGACAUGAUAACAUAUUUUUGGCACAUGAUGACCGGGAUGUUUGACCGUGUCUACAAUCUGUUUCUUUAAGAUAACGAUAUUGAAAGGCAGCUCAAUAAACUCCAGAACUGAAGCACAAAAGUUAAUUCACCAUUUUAAACAAGCGGCAAGAGCCCUUAACCCCCUCCCUCCCUUCCCCCUUUUGUAAAUAAUUAUAUGCUAGAACCAUGUAUAUGUCUUCAGAACUUUUUAGGUUGGUGAAAGUCAGUACUCAAAUAGUAAUCUGGUUGACGUUAGGGUAACGUAAACGUAAAACUUAGUUUAUUGAAAACAUCGAAAGCUAAGAUCCUCUUCGGAAAGUUUGUCUCCAACUGGAAGUUGUAGACUGCCUGAUUACCCUCUCUAGCUAGUGAGGUGUCAAUUUAGGUCUAAAAUCCAAAUGGUUUAAAUGGCUUCAGAGACAAUGGCCGGAGCCUAAUGACUUUAAACUCAAGUUGAUGGAAAUAAUAGGUCAUUUUUUUUUGCCUCUAGUUGAGCAGGUACGAUGUAAGUUCUGGUUAAACUUAGAUUAGAAGCAUAUUUACAAAGAGAGGUGACAGCUUUUAAAUAUGUAGGGAAUUAUUAAAAAAGGGGUUUCAAGAAAAUUGACCUUUUCUAAGCAUUUUAACCCUACUUUUCACAAUAUUUUUAUGCCAUUGUUAGCAUUAUUUUAGAUUGUAUUUUAUGAUCCUGACUUAAAUGGCUUUUGUGAAUUCUAAACUUUUUAUUCAUAUGUUAUAGUAUCUACUUAAAAAUAUAAUUUAAUUCAUGUGAAACACCUG